Pungitius pungitius (ninespine stickleback) is the source of this 2279-nucleotide messenger RNA. RefSeq names its product HERPUD family member 2 (gene herpud2). Gene Ontology annotation, biological process: endoplasmic reticulum unfolded protein response. The record is from RefSeq and is a predicted model, not a curated record. Lineage: Eukaryota; Metazoa; Chordata; Actinopteri; Perciformes; Gasterosteidae. Bases 398 to 1672 code for a protein of 424 amino acids. Gene Ontology annotation, molecular function: protein binding. The transcript is spliced from 9 exons.
GAGCACGAUGACGUAGUUUCCGGUCUCACACACACACACACACGAUUUUCAACAACAAGGCGAGCCGAGCCGAGCCGAGCUGAGACUCCGAGACCAGGGCACCGCCAGAGCAAACGAGAAAUCCAAGAAGUAUCACCACAGAGGAAUUCCCUUCAACAAAUGAGGCAGAUGUUUUAGAGGGGGAAGCACGCCCCCCCCCUCCCCGCCCCUCCCCAUCCCCAGCACCCCCUCCCGCCCCCAAAGCAGAUCCAGUUGUGUGUCUCUACUGAGCCCCGCGAUGGAGAGGAUUUGAGGCAGCUCUCUCCUCAGGUGCGAGUCCUGAGUUGUGACACAGUAAGCUCAGGUUCUUUCGAGCCCCUUCUUCCCCCCCACCCCCAUCCUGCUAGUAAUAUGAGCCAUGGACUCCUGGGCAGUUGAUAGUCCGGUGACCUUGGUCAUCAAGGCCCCCAACCAGAAGUAUGGAGACCAGACCAUUAACUGCUUCCUCAACUGGACCGUGGAGAGGCUGAAGAGUCACAUCUCCAACGUGUACCCCAGCAAGCCGCUGUCCAAAGACCAGCGGCUGGUGUACUCAGGGAGGCUCCUUCAAGACCACCUGCAGCUCAGAGAUGUGCUCAGAAAGCAGGAUGAAUACCACAUGUUGCACCUAGUGUGCGCCUCUAAAAGCCCCCCGGCCUCGCCCGUGCCCCGGCCCCCCGCCGGGGCCAGCCCCGACGCCAGCAGUUCAGACAGCGCCGGCUCCACCCCCCACGCCAGUCAGCCAACCCCCUCUUCCUCCUCCUCCUCCUCCUCCUCUACCUCGGAGCCGGGAAGUUAUGACGGGCUGAGGUAUCGCGGCGGCGGCAUCCCGCAGUACAACCCUCAGGGCCCCGCCGGUGUCCCUCAGUGGCCAGACGGAGCCCAGGUCCCUUUGCAGGGGGACCUCCCGGGCAACAUGCCCCCCCACCCCAUGUACAUGCCCAUGCAGAUGCUGUGGUGGCAACAGAUGUAUGCGCGCCACUACUACAUGCAAUAUCAGGCGGCAGUAGCCGCCUCCCAGCCUCCGAGCGCCCCCGCACCUUCCCCACCCUCCCCUUCGCCCCUCCCACCCGCCCAGCCCAACGAGGCCGUGCAGCCCCCGCUGGGGCCCAACCCGGCCCCCAACCCGCUGCCCGAGAACCAGCCGGCCAACCCCAUCCAGAUGAACGCGCAAGGGGGGGCGGUGCUGAAUGACGACGAGCUGAACCGCGAUUGGCUGGACUGGUUGUACACGGUGUCGCGCGCCGGCGUCCUGCUCAGCAUCGUCUACUUCUACUCCUCCUUCAGCCGCUUCGUCAUGGUGGUCGGCGCCAUGCUGCUCGUCUACCUGCAUCAGGCUGGUUGGUUUCCCUUUAGGCCGGAGCAGCAGAACUUCAGAGGAGGAGGAGGAGGAGGAGCAGAACGCGCCGGGCCUCCUCAGGAGGAGGCAGGGAGACACCAGGACAUACAGGAAAUGGAGCGCCUGAUGGACGAGGGGAUGGAGGACGAUGACGACGGCAACAACAACAACGGUGAGGAAGGCGCCGGAGGUCCGGGGGACCGGGCCGCGGCUGCCGUCGUGCCCGAGCCCGGCUUCCUCACCACCGCCUGGUCCUUCGUUAGCACCUUCUUCACCUCCAUCGUCCCAGAGGGAAGGCACCAACCGGCCAACUAGGCAGAGUCCCCCUCCCUCCGUUCUCCUGUUAUACCGCUCGACUUAAGUAUCACAAUUGCCACCUAAAUACCCCUAAAGCAUCUUCAGUCACCCCGGUGCGUUGAUGUACCCCGAGACCUUCUGGUUGAACCCACCCAGGUGUCUGCAAUCCUUGUACAUUCAAAACAGGCCCCUCUGAGGUUUAAGAGCAGAUGUGUCGUAAUAAAGGAACUUAAAGAAAGUUCAUUUAACGUUGUGUCAAUGGAUUAAAUGCUUCAGCAGUGAUAUAUAUAUAUAUAUACAUUAUUUUUUUCCUUUAUUGGUCUUGAAUUAAUUGAGACGUGGUGAUGGUGAGAAGCUGAGGGGAGCUGUCUUCCAUUUCAAACAGUUAUUUGAAACAGCGUUUGAAACUUUUAAAUGAGGGAUGUGAUCCAGACAACAAAACAAAACCGUGAAAUCCCAAAAGACAUUUUCAUGUGUGCACACAAAGUGCAUAAAGACAUUGCAGCUACUGAAGCACAUUGUUUUUCCACUUUGUGUGUUUGAAUAUCAGUUACACAUGUAAGUAUAUGCAUCUCUAAUUCAUCAAUAUUUGCUUUUUUAAAUAAAAAAUCUUGCUGCAGUUUGA